AGCUAAUUCCGUCACACAAUGUGCUGCAGUGGCUAAAGACAAAGGAUAUGAGUACUUUGCAAUCCGGAAUGGUGGUGAAUGUCUUUCAGGUAGAAACCUUUACUCUGGGUAUAAGGAACACGGAGAAUCAGACGAAUGCUUUGAUGGUGAAGGAGGUCAUGAUGCCAUGAAUGUGUACAACAUAACAGGUAAUAUUUAAGGGAUUAAUGGUAUUAAUUAUUAUUCAUAUUUCUCCAUUUCUCAUCGGCUCAAUAACCACAACUAAUUCUUCAUAACCAGCUGGGGCAGACCAUAAAAUUAUUUGGAAUCUGGAAGAUUAAGGCAAUAACCAACUGAUACAAUGGAUAUUCUAUAAUACCUCAGCAUCAGCUACAGUGGAACCUUGAUACAACAAAUCUCUAUUUAACAAAGUCCUUGGUGUAACACACAAUUUUCUCUACUCCAAUAAUAAUGAAAUAAUUAUGUGGAAGAGAAGCUUGAUAUAACAAAACCCCAUGAUAGGAUUUAUUUAACAUCCUUUAUAUGUGCUUUUAAUUCACAAUUAUUCCAUGAGUGCAUGUUGGAUAUGAGUUGGCCAUAACCAUCUCAUAUCCAACAAGUGUGAGUGAAAUAAUUGUUUUAUUAAAAAUCCCCACAAAAUAUCGAGAAUUCUUCCAACUUUAUUUGUUAAAACAACCGAUUUUCAGCUUGUUUUGAGGAGAUGCAUACAGUCAGGCCAUCUGUUAGGGUGCAAUAAAAAUUCAGAAAUUGUGCGAUAUUUUCAGGGUAGAUUGUGCGAUAAGAUAGGACUAUUAUGCGAUGAAUUAUGCGGUUUUUUCAGGCCUAGUUUACAUUGUUUUACCAGGUUUCAAAGGAGAAAAACCACUCUAAUAAUUAUUGUUUAACAUGCAAUUGAAUGUAAAGGGAUAAUGAAACAUCUAUUUUCAAACAAAAUAGGUGAACUUGUCUGAUUAUCUUGUCCCGGAAAAGAAAAAGGACACUCUUGUUUAAUAUUACAUGACGCUGUUACACCGCACACCAUGCUGCUUGUCUCUGAAAUCAUACAGAUACAGAUACAGCGAUGGAAGGUUUCAGAUGUUUUGCAAGGCUUUCUUUAGUGGUAAAUCACCUUAAAAAACAUUAAGAUUGGGAAAAUGUUUAAUUAAAGUUAGAAUUCAUUGCUCACUUUACUUGAGUUUAGCAUUUUUUAACGAAUUAUGUGCUUUUUUCAAAUUGUGCGAUCGGAUGCGAUUUGAGGUCAAUUGUGUGAAAUCGCACCAUCGCAUAAUAUCAGAUGGCCUGUACAGUUACCAUAAUUAUUUGGAGAGCAUGGUAUAAUUAACAAUUCUUUGAAUUCGAGGUGAAUAGUGGCUAAAUAUUUACCGAGCCGCGAAAGCGGCAAGGUAAAUAUUCCCAAAGCCACUAUUCACGGAGAUUGAAAAGAAUAAUUGUUUUAGUAUAUACACACGAAGUGAUCUCAACAAAAUUAGAGAGGAAACCAUUAAAAAGUACAAUUCGAUUGACAGAUCAAAUCACGUGUCAAUUUAAAAAUAGAUAUUUGCAGAAUUUUCAAACAUGGCAAUUCACAACUUUAUCAUUUCGCAAACAACAGCGUAAUGGCUUAAAUGGAACCACUAAAAGUUUGAACUGUUUCCUUACCUGAGAAGAAAAGUGGAGCUUUGUUGUUUUCUGUUGACUCGCCAAGUUUUUAUCCAAAAGGGCUUGUUGUGUCGUUCUUCACAUGAAGUGCCGACAAAAAUGGCCGACUCGGUUGCUUGAGGUAAGACGUCGUCUUCCUGUAUCAUUCUUUUUUCUGUUUACUUGAAACGUAGAAUUUCUGCAAACAUUUCCUUUUAAAUUUGUUUGUCAUGAAUAAAAUUCGAUUUUUGAGCCAAAAGUUUCUUGUUAGAAAAUGCUGAGUUCACGAAACGGCUUCUUCUAUGCGAAUACACGGGAGUUGCAAACAAUCCAUCGAGCACAAAACUCAGCUACAGUAAAUUGAAAAACGCCGUAUUGAAUCCUUCCAUGUCUUUUCUUGCCUUAAAAAAAGUCACCCCUAGGAUUUUGUUGAGUUUUAAAAGAUUGUUCUCUAAAAAAAUGAGAAAAACACCGAGCUCACACAUUAUCCACUCGCUAGGAGGUGAAUAUUGUUGAAUAGUCCGAGAUAGCGAACCAAUCAGAUUGCUUAAAUCACCAAGAUCACUCAGUGUAUAUAUACUAAAUUGCUCAUAUACCAUGAUGGCUAAGCUGUAGAAUUACAUGAUCCAAUAAUUCAGUUUUUAAUAAUAGGAGAUAUCCCAGAGAUAGACGAUUUUGAAGGUGACAUCCUGCUUACAAAGGUUCAGAAAGAUAUGAUAAAACCUUUGCAUCAAGAUGUGGCUGCCAUGGGAGUCUGGUCCAAAACUCAAUUUACAGUGUGGCCUGAAAGAACUGUUCCUUAUUACAUCCCACCUGAUCUUGGUAAGAUUGCACCUUCAAUUAUGUUGUUUUGCCGUAGCUGAGCCAUUCAGCUACGCGGGCUAAAAUUUGUGUUUAGGGAAUGGUGUUGUUAUAAAUACAUGUAAAUAUCCAUUAUGUGUGAGAAACAACUUGGUAUGCUUUGCAGUAUGUGCCGUGCUGAUGAACUCACAAGUUGCAUGCAUGCAUGCUGAGAUAAACUUGUAGGCACAAGUUGAUGUUAAGACCAUAUUGUACUUAAUGGCGUCUAAUUUAUAAUCAACUAUUGUAACCCUGUGUACAUGUAUACUCUUUAACGACAUCAGGGUAGACUAAGGCACUCUUACAAAUUAAAUCAAGUGCCAAAUUUGGCCACGAAAUUUAAUGGCAAAGUAACAAGAUGACAUGAACGUGCAUUCAGUUUGUCCUUAA
Molecule: messenger RNA, 2847 nt
Organism: Porites lobata
Lineage: Eukaryota; Metazoa; Cnidaria; Anthozoa; Scleractinia; Poritidae
Source: the annotation of a GenBank genome assembly